Molecule: messenger RNA, 1080 nt
Organism: Drosophila erecta
Lineage: Eukaryota; Metazoa; Arthropoda; Insecta; Diptera; Drosophilidae
Product: diencephalon/mesencephalon homeobox protein 1-A
Exons: 2
Coding region: 150-944 (264 amino acids)
Biological process (GO): regulation of transcription by RNA polymerase II
Molecular function (GO): DNA-binding transcription factor activity, RNA polymerase II-specific; RNA polymerase II transcription regulatory region sequence-specific DNA binding
Source: RefSeq, a predicted model, not a curated record
AGUUUUUUUUUGUGCAAAUGUCAUAAUAAUCAUACGAAACUCAUAAAAACUCAUUCACGAAACUCACAAAGCAUUCAAGUCGUGCAGCUAAAAUAUAAAACCAAAAAACAUUCGAGUAAUCGAAACAUACCCAUUAAGGAGCGCUCAUAAUGGCAGGUCCAUUUAUAUCGCCGCUGCCCGGCGAUCUGCUCACGGAGUAUAUGUUUGGCCGUAGACGACAGCGCCGGAACCGGACGACAUUCACGCCACAGCAGCUGCAGGAGCUGGAGGCACUGUUCCAGAAGACCCACUAUCCCGACGUGUUCCUGCGCGAGGAGGUAGCCCUGAGGAUCAGCCUAUCCGAAGCACGCGUCCAGGUCUGGUUCCAGAAUCGACGGGCCAAGUGGCGCAAGCAGGCACGAUUGCAGCUGCUCCAGGACGCCUGGCGGAUGCGGUGCCUCAGCCUGGGCACGCCCCCCGUCAUGGGCGGCGGAGCGGUACAGGGGGGAUCCGGCAACGGUGCUCCGGGUCGACCGCCCAGCCAGACGCCGGAGAACCUCUCCUCCGCCAGCAAGGAUUCCGAUCUGGCGGAGGUAAGCAAUGGACCCAGUGCGGGCAGCUUCACCAUGAUGCACCCGGCAUUCCAGCAGCAGCAGCAGCAUCAGCAACAACAACAGCAGCACCAGGGUCACCAGCAGGGCACGGAUCAAGAUAAGCUAUCGAAGACCUAUACAGAAUUAAAGCUCUAUAAGGCGCCGUCGCACGGCAUGGAACUGGGCGGAAUGGCCGCCCUAUCCGGACACUCCGACGAGGGUUCCGAUGGAUCCGAUUCCGAGGAGAUCGAUCUCACCUCCGGCGCCUGUAUCGACUUCUCGCAGAGCAGCAAGCUCCAACAGCAGCAGCAGCAACAACAACAGGGCACUCAGGGGGCGUCGGGAUCAGCGGAGGCGAAUGGGGUCCUGUAGACACGGACUUUUAUCAAGAUACGGACAGAUACAACGAUACGGACACGGCUACGGAUGCAGAUACUGAAACUCACAUUUGUACAGUGCUCACUCGCCCCUUUCGAUCUGAUAUUUCCUUAGAACACCUAUUAAAAAC